This is a messenger RNA of Fusarium pseudograminearum CS3096, 1818 nucleotides long. RefSeq lists its product as uncharacterized. Bases 1 to 1818 code for a protein of 605 amino acids. Gene Ontology annotation, molecular function: DNA-binding transcription factor activity, RNA polymerase II-specific; zinc ion binding. Gene Ontology annotation, biological process: regulation of DNA-templated transcription. NCBI's taxonomy places the organism in Eukaryota, Fungi, Ascomycota, Sordariomycetes, Hypocreales, Nectriaceae. The transcript has 4 exons. The record is from RefSeq and is a predicted model, not a curated record.
AUGUCCGUCUGUCAGAGAAUGGCAGAUUCAUCGCAAGACGACAUUUCAGGCCGGGCUGAGCUCGACUCAGGUCAGAAGCGAAACCGGCCAGAACGUUCAAAUGCGAAGGUUCGUGCUUCUAUUGCUUGCGUCCCUUGCCGCAGUAAGCACACUAAGUGUGAUGGGUUCAUACCCUCUUGUACACGCUGCAAAGAGGAGGGGAAACGAUGUCACUACGUCAGUUCACGGCGAGGAAUCCGCAAUCCGAAGAAACGCAACAUGAUCAGAGAUGAGGUCUCGAUGACCGAUCAAGACGACACAACAGAAAGCACACCUUCUCCCAAUCUUUCAAUUUUCCAUCACCCUCUUCGCAAUCCACUUGAUUUGUAUUAUGCCAACUUUCACCUCGCUCAUUCCUGGGCCCCGCCGAAACGAAUUUUGGAACGGCUUUUAGAAGAAAACCCGAACGACAUGCGAUUUCUCGAAGCUACCAUUGCUUAUAUUGCAUCUCGGUACUCCCUGGUAGACACUGGAUCGCUCUGGGAGCGAGUUUACAAGAUGUCGCACGAACAACUUCCUCCGACGCUUUGGAAUGUGCAAGCACUACUGUCCCUAUCCAUCGCUUCAUUCGGUGAGCGGGACAACUUCUAUCCCUCUCUGUUCAAUCGGGCCCGCGGACUUGCACUCGUUCUCGACCUUCAACCCAAGGUAUAUGCCGAUCAGAAAGAUGGACCUUACCUAGCUGAGUCAUGCCGUCGGACGUAUUGGGGAUUAUACGUUCACGAGAUGUUGCUGAGUAUGAGGGAUGACCCAAUGCAUUCGUCACUCUGCCCGCCUAAGUCGACUGAGAGCAUAGAGGCCCCAUGCGAGGAAUGGGAGUAUGAGUCUGGCAAAUUUCCUGCUCCAGUGCCCCUUACCGAGUAUGGUCACUUAGGCGCGUCUUGCGGUCAAUCUUCCUGGGCCUGUUUCGUCAAUCUAAUACGCAUAUACGACCGCUCCGUGGCUCAAUUUCUCCACACAAUCCCAUGGGACACAAGCUUCGGUGCAUUAGAAGAUGCAAGCCAACUUAUCGAUCGGUGGCGGAACACAAUCGAGGGUUCGAAAAUGGAAUGGGUGGAUGAGGAUGGAACGGUGGAUAUGAUACUUUAUUCUGCUUUAAUAGUCUCUUAUGAUCUCCAGAUCCGGAUGCAGCGUCACUUUUAUGAUGUUCGAAAGUUCGCUAACGGGAAGCACCCGAGUCCCUAUAUACCUCGCCUUCACGAAGGUGUUCCUGUGGAGUUUGAUCCCUCACUGUCGUCCAUUCUUCAAGCAGCACCGCUACGCCUAGUAUCACUCUUCAACCAUGCCUUGCCACAGAAGAUAUCUCCUUCAUGCAUACCAUGCCUGGAUCGGGCUGCCAGGCUUCUUAACGAACAGUCAUAUUAUAGACAUAAGGUUGACUUCUUCUCAAGUAUCCUUAGGAAAGCUGGCGAGCAUUGGUCCAGGUUGAAAGGAACCUCGGAGUAUCUAGAGCAAACACCAAUGGGUGCCGAGAAUGGCACUUCGCAUGCAACUCAAUUGCCAACUUUGACAGCGAACGCCAGCGCAGUUGCAUAUGCUGUACCACAGGCAGACAAUCCCAAUUGGAAUCCGGCAACAGAAUAUUGGUCAGGACUGACUCCACAGUCCGUGAGAGACAUGUCACACUUUAUGGAUUGGACAGAGCAAAACUUCAGUGGCAGUUCAGUGCCAUAUGUUUUUCCCACCACUACAGCAGAGUCAUUUCAAAGUCUCGAUGUCAAUGCAGGCAGCUCAGGGGAACAGUCUCCACAUGUGAAGACCGAGAGACAUUGGACAUAG